Molecule: messenger RNA, 702 nt
Organism: Spirodela intermedia
Lineage: Eukaryota; Viridiplantae; Streptophyta; Magnoliopsida; Alismatales; Araceae
Source: the annotation of a GenBank genome assembly
AUGGCUCCUCCUCUCUCCCUCCAUCUCCCACCGUCGCUGUGGAGGGGCCCUUCUCCCUCUCCGGCGGCGCUACGGCCCCCACCGCCGCCGUCGCCGUCCCCGUCGCCGGAAGUUCCGUUCAUCCCGACGAUGGCAGACAUCGUGGCGGCCUCCCGGCGGCAGAACAUGCGGCUGGAGCUUCAGACUGCGGGGCCCCUCUUCCGCGUGAUUGGGACGAGCACGGCGGAGGGAGGGACCGAGCUCGGCAGAGCGGAGGGGAUUCUCCGGCCAUGGACGGGCGGCCUGAUCCUCCACCUCGACUCGAUGAAGAUGUCUCCGGCGACGCUGCGGAUCGAGCGGUCCAUCUUCGGCCUCGGCCUCUUCAUCGGCGCCGCCGCCGUGCGGCACGGCUUCGACUCCGGCUGCCGCAGAGCGGAGCUCCUCGCCAUCAACGAUUCCGAUCUGUACCACUCCAAGGUAACGACCGAGUCAGGGUUUCUAUUUUGGGGAAGGUUCUGGAGGGAUUCUCACGGAAAGGGUGGACAGCUGGUCAGGUUCUACACAAGGAUGGGAUUCAGGGUGGUGCGAGAGGUGGAGGGGUCGUCUGCAAGCGAUUUGGCGGAUAUGUUGGUGUGGGGAGGAAGAGGGACGAGGAUGGAGGCCGCCAUUGAAGACCUCCUGCUCAAGUGGGGGAGCAAGUUCCGCCCUCCUUCUCCGAGUUGA